AUGACCGCCUUAAGAAUUCUUGUACCCGUCAAGAGGGUCAUUGACUAUGCCGUCAAACCCCGCGUCAACAAAGCCCAAACAGCCAUCGAGACCAACGGUGUCAAACACAGCAUGAAUCCCUUCGACGAGCUCUCGAUCGAAGAAUCCGUGCGUAUCCGCGAGAAGAAAUCCGCGCCCGGCGGCGUCGAAGAAAUCCUCGCCUUUUCCGCCGGACCACCCAAAUCGCAAGAUAUUCUGCGCACAGCCAUGGCGAUGGGCGCCGAUCGCAGUAUCCUAGUUGAGAUCAAAGACGGGGAGGAACUGGAACCAUUGGGAGUUGCGAAGCUGUUACAAAAGGUUGUGGAGAGGGAGAAGAGCAAUUUGGUGUUUUUGGGGAAACAGAGUAUUGAUGAUGAUGCGGGGCAAACGGGGCAGAUGUUGGCGGGACUGUUGGGGUGGAGUCAGGCGACGCAGGCGAGUAGGGUGGAGUUUAAGGAUGGGGAUAUUGUGGAGGUGACGAAGGAGGUGGAUGGGGGGACGGAUGUGGUGAGGGGAAAAUUGCCCAUGGUUAUUACGACGGAUUUGAGAUUGAAUGAGCCGAGAUAUGCGAGUUUACAGAGUAUUAUGAAGGCAAAGAAGAAGAAGUUGGAGAAAACUACAUUGGGUGAUUGGAGUGUGGAUGGUACCAAGAGGUUAAAGACUUUGAAGAUUAUUGAACCACCGCCAAGACAAGGAGGCGGUAAAGUCGCUGAUGUAGACGGGAUGAUCUCCAAGUUGAAGGAACUGGGCGCAUUAUAA
Molecule: messenger RNA, 777 nt
Organism: Sclerotinia borealis F-4128
Lineage: Eukaryota; Fungi; Ascomycota; Leotiomycetes; Helotiales; Sclerotiniaceae
Source: the annotation of a GenBank genome assembly